This is a messenger RNA of Rosa rugosa (rugosa rose), 1679 nucleotides long. RefSeq lists its product as uncharacterized. The transcript has 4 exons. Gene Ontology annotation, biological process: mitochondrial translation. Gene Ontology annotation, cellular component: mitochondrial small ribosomal subunit. NCBI's taxonomy places the organism in Eukaryota, Viridiplantae, Streptophyta, Magnoliopsida, Rosales, Rosaceae. Bases 73 to 1326 code for a protein of 417 amino acids. The record is from RefSeq and is a predicted model, not a curated record. Gene Ontology annotation, molecular function: structural constituent of ribosome.
UUUGGUGAAAAAUCGAGUCUGCAAUUCUUGAUAAACCCUGGACGACACAGAAGUAGACAAGCAGAGGGAACCAUGAGGCGGACGCUGCUGAGAAAUGUCUCUCUCUACGCUCGCAACCGCCUCGUCUCCCCAAAACCUAGCCCUACUUCUUCACUCGCCGCUUCCGCCAGGCUCUUCUCCUCCGACAAAAACGACUCGUCGUCUCCCAAUGACUCGCCCCCAGAAAGCUCCAAUCCCUCUCCUGAGUCGCGCCUCACCCAAGUCUUGAAGAAGGACUCCUCCAUUCAACUCGAGGACAUCAGUAACAAAGAACUGAAAACAAGAAUGGAGGAAUACUUGAAGGAAGGUAAGGAGGAGGCGCUGCCAUCGAUACUCGAAGCGAUUCUGCAGAGGAAAUUGGCUGGGAAGCAUGAGGACACGGAUGAUGAAUUGGUGGAUGAUCUGCAAAUGCAGCCAUUGGAGAAUGUUAAGGACCAAGAGUUUGAAUCUGAUUUCGAAGAAAUCCACGACACCGAUGAAGAGAUUGAUGACUUGUAUGAUGCCAAGGAUGUAGUGGUGAAGAAGAUGGUGAAGGAUGAGUUCUUCAAUAUGGAUGACAAAAAGUGGGAUGGUAUUGUUCAGGAUGCGAUCAAGCACGGGAUUAUGAAGGAUAUGAGAGAGUGUGAGGAAGUUCUUGAGGAUAUGCUUUGCUGGGACAAGCUCUUGCCAGAUGACAUUAAGAAGAAGGUAGAAGAGAAGUUCAAUGACCUAGGGGAUAGGUGUGAAAGAGGGGAGCUUGAACCUGAAGAUGCUUACAAGUUGUUUAAGGAGUUUGAGGACGAGAUUGUCAUGGAAUAUACGAAAAAGGUGGAAGCUCAGGAUCCCUCACAAUUUGACGAGAUAGUUGUACCGGACAUGAAAAGAGACAUAGAGGACCCACCGGGUGAAGGGCCAAUCCUUAGGUGGCAAACACGAGUGGUCUUUGCUCCUGGUGGUGAUGCUUGGCAUCCAAAGAAUAGAAAAGUGAAGCUGUCUGUUACGGUGAAAGAACUCGGGCUUUCAAAGCAUCAAUUCCGUCGGCUCAGAGAAUUGGUUGGAAAGCGAUACAAUCCAGGGAAAGAUGAGCUCACUAUUACUAGUGAGAGGUUUGAACACCGAGAGGAAAAUAGAAAGGAUUGCCUUAGGACUCUUCUUUCCCUCAUUGAGGAGGCUGAGAAAGCUAACAAGCUGGCUGAGGAUGCUAGAGUUUUGUAUGUCAAGGAGAGAUUAAGAGAAAAUCCUGCAUUCAUGGAGAGACUGCGUAACAAGACAAUGAGAUUGCAAGGACAUACCACAGUGACAGCUUGAGGUCUUGUUUUGCAGGAACUUGUUGAGAAUAAAUUUCCAGGUUUGAGAUUUUGACCUUGAUCCAAGAAAAUUAUUUUGCAAUAUAGCAUUCAGGCAUUGGUAGAUUCUGCUAGUUUCAUGCAGCCAUUGUCCUGAAACUUGUUAAGAAUGAAGAGGUGUUGUCUUGUGAAACUUGGUGUAGAAUGCUUCAAAGAUCACCCUUUUUAAGGUCAUUUUUGUUUAUCAAGAUCUUUCAAAUGUAUUAGUUCUAUAAAUUUAACAAUGCUAACAUUUGCUCGAGAAGUAUUUUAUAUUUCAGUGGCGGGUUGCUUUGCUAAUGAUAUAGUUGAAAAUGUUAUAUUAGUGUUAUUUUA